Messenger RNA from Coccinella septempunctata (seven-spotted ladybird), 891 nucleotides. RefSeq lists its product as uncharacterized. Bases 28 to 393 code for a protein of 121 amino acids. The record is from RefSeq and is a predicted model, not a curated record. The transcript has 2 exons. NCBI's taxonomy places the organism in Eukaryota, Metazoa, Arthropoda, Insecta, Coleoptera, Coccinellidae.
GAAUGUAAAGGAGGAGACGGUCAGCAAAUGGGAGAAUGGAAUCUAGUAGGACAUAAAAGGAAAACUUCAAAACGGUCAAGACCAGCUCCAAUUAAAGGAGAAUUAGAAAAAUUCAACUUGACAGUAGCCGAGAACCAAUGUUGUCUGUUCGUGUCGGGUCUGAAUCCAGAUGUAGUUGCUCAAGAAGUGAAGGAAUACAUAGAUGAGACCUUCAACAUAAAAUGCAAAUGUGAAAAAAUGAAGACUAAAAAAGAUAAAUUCAAAAGCUCUUUUAAAAUAUAUGUCCCAGUUGAUUCAAAGGACAAAGUUAUGAAUGGAAGUAUGUGGGGAAAGGGGAUUAUUGUUAACCAUUUUUUACACCUCAGAAGAAACAUCGACAGAGAAUUGAAUUAAGUGAUUGCUUAAAUAUAUUGCAUCAGAAUAUACAAUGCCUGAGAAACAAACUGCCUGAAAUAGAACUCUUUGUAGAAGAACUCGAAAAACCUCCUGAUAUUAUGUGUUUCACUGAACACUGGAUGGAUGGGCAGGAAAUUCAGUUUUUGAAAAUCCCAAAAUAUAAUGUUAUAUCAAAUUUCUCCAGGGAACAGUAUAUCCAUGGGGGAACAUGUAUUUUAAUCAGGGAUAACAUUCAUGAUUUUGAAGACAUUCCAGAUAUCACCAACUUAAGUGUGGAAAAGCAGAUUGAGGUAUCUUGUGUGUACAGCAAAUCGAGGAAAUUAAUGGUCUUGUCUGUAUAUAGAACUUGUCGGGGAAGUAUACAGGUAUUUAUGACUAAAAUGGAUCAAUUACUCAAUGUAGUAAACAAAAAAUUUGCUAAAAGCAAAGUGGUACUAUGCGGUGACUUUAACAUCAAUUUAAUGGAAGAAAGUGAAGCAAAAUACAAUUUCCUGG